AUGGAACCACGGAACGACCAAAAGCCCUCUUCGCCGGCUUUAAGCGCCAAAAGCGACCUCGACGACUCGGAGCCUACAGUCGUUCAACUUGCUGCAACAGGAGUUCCAGUACGUGAUCCUAAGUACUACAUCGACGAACAGAUGUCUAUAUUUCUGGUGGACAAUCAUCUGUUCCGAGUUCAUCGUCAUUUUCUUCGACGUGAAUCCCUGGUUUUUGAUACCAUGUUCAAUUGCCCACCACCGGUUGAGGGACAGGAGGGACAAGCGGAUGAAAGUCCUAUUGCGCUGCCGGAUGUUAGUCGAAACGAGUUUAUCGCUCUCAUGGAUUAUUUCUACCAAGGGUCGUUCUUCUUGAGCCAGUCAGGUUCCACCAUUCCUCUCCAGGAGCAUAUCGAUCUGCUCUCCAUUGCUUCCCGCUACGAUUGCCCUGGGGCGCGCCUCAAAGCGAUCCAGGGCAUCGAAUCUCAACCCCUUGACCCAAUUCAAAAGCUUAUCCUUUCCGAGAAGUACAACGUCCAGGAGUGGCUCAUGCCGGCUUACAUCGAAAUUUGCAAACGAGAUAAACCUCUAACGAAAGAUGAGGCUGUUCAGAUCGGUCUUGAAAAGGUGAUGUUAAUUGCUGAGGCCCGGGAAAUCGCUCGAAGUUCCCCGGAAAGUCGAGAUAUGAUAUACAACCAUUACUACAAUCACGGCAACAAUUCAUGGCCAGGACCCAUUUUUGAGCAUUCGAGGUUGGAGAGAAUCAUCAAUGAAUCUCUCGCUACCAAACUUCCGUCCAUAACUUCCACGUCGCUUGGAGGGAAGAAGAAGAAGAAAGUGAGGGCGUAA
Messenger RNA from Marasmius oreades (fairy-ring Marasmius), 828 nucleotides. RefSeq lists its product as uncharacterized. The record is from RefSeq and is a predicted model, not a curated record. Gene Ontology annotation, molecular function: protein binding. Bases 1 to 828 code for a protein of 275 amino acids. The transcript is spliced from 5 exons. NCBI's taxonomy places the organism in Eukaryota, Fungi, Basidiomycota, Agaricomycetes, Agaricales, Marasmiaceae.